Durio zibethinus is the source of this 1662-nucleotide messenger RNA. It is a transcript of the gene GT18, whose product is annotated as glycosyltransferase 18. Gene Ontology annotation, biological process: xyloglucan biosynthetic process. Lineage: Eukaryota; Viridiplantae; Streptophyta; Magnoliopsida; Malvales; Malvaceae. Gene Ontology annotation, molecular function: galactosyltransferase activity. The record is from RefSeq and is a predicted model, not a curated record.
CCUAGUCCUCACUCCCCUCACCAUCUUGUCCGGACCGUUACUUCCGGUGAAGCUGCUCCCAAAGCCAUCUUGAUGCUUCCAAAAUGCUCCCCGAAAUCCCCUUGUUCUCCCCACUUCAGCUCCCCUAUUUCCUCCCCUAACAAAACCAAAACCCCCCAACUGAAUUCAAUCGAACGCAAAAACUUCUUCAACUCCCUCCAUUUGCAGCCUUAUUUCUUCUUACCCAACCAUAAUCGCUUAUGGCUGCUCUUAUUCAUCAUCUCACUCCAGAUAAUCAUCCUCCUCAUGGCUCGCGCUGUUCCUCUCACCCAUCGCCGAACCCACUUCCCUUCCCCCUUUUCCGCCAGUCAUUACCUCCUCCAAAAAUCGGCUAACAUUUCAUCAACCUUUUUCUCUUCCUCCCACCACCUAAAAUCCGCCAACAUUUCGGUUUCCCCCACUGUUUCACCAUCUGACCAGUGUUCGUCCGGUCGUAUAUUUGUCUACAACUUGCCGGCUGUUUUCAACGAAGAGUUGUUAGAUAAUUGCGCUGAGUUGGACCCAUGGCAUUCACGUUGCCAAGCUUUAUCAAACGAUGGAUUCGGAAGAAAAGCCACGGGAUUAUCCGGCGUCGUACCGAAGGAUUUGAUCCCAGCAUGGUACUGGACCGACCAGUUCGCCAUGGAAAUUAUUUACCACAACCGUAUUUUAAACCACAAGUGUCGUACGAUGGAGCCGGAUUCCGCGACGGCGUUUUACAUCCCGUUUUACGCGGGACUCGCCGUUGGAAAAUACUUAUGGUUUAAUUAUAGUUCAAAAGAUCGUGAUAGUUACUGCGAUAUGAUAUUGAAGUGGGUGCAGGAUCAACCAUACUGGAACAGUUCCGACGGCUGGAAUCAUUUCAUGACGAUGGGGCGGAUCACAUGGGAUUUCCGGCGGUCCAAAAACGAAGACUGGGGCUCCGGAUGUAUCUACAUGCCAGGUAUGAGAAACAUCACGCGUCUAUUGAUCGAACGAAACGCCUGGGACUAUUUCGACGUCGGUGUGCCCUACCCCACCGGAUUCCACCCCAGAUCAGACUCCGAUGUGCUGCAAUGGCAGGACUUCGUCCGUAACCGUGACCGCAAAACCCUCUUCUGCUUUGCCGGAGCGCCACGUGGCACCGUCAAGGACGAUUUUAGAGGCUUGCUAUUGAGCCAUUGCAAGAACGCGUCGGGGUUAUGCCGGGCCGUGGACUGUGCUGGUUCCCGCUGCUCCAACGGCACUUCGGCGAUCCUCGAGACAUUUUUAGAUUCUGAUUUUUGCUUGCAGCCGAGAGGCGAUAGUUUCACCCGCAGGUCCAUUUUCGACUGCAUGGUGGCCGGUUCGAUCCCCGUUUUUUUCUGGCAUCGAACGGCAUAUCUUCAGUACCAAUGGUUUUUACCAAGUAAUCCUAAGAGUUACUCUGUUUUUAUCCACCGCAACGAGGUGAAAAACGGAACAUCUAUUAAAAGCGUGCUUGAAAGUUACAGUAAAGAAGAGGUGAGGACGAUGAGGGAGAAAGUGAUUGAAUAUAUUCCCAAGUUAGUUUAUGCAAAACCUGAAAAGGGUUUGGAGAGUAUGAAGGAUGCAUUUGAUGUUGCUAUUGAUGGUGUGUUGAAGAGAAUUAAGGAGCAACAGCAGCCUGGGUACAAGUGGAAAUAA